UUAAUUUUAUGAUGCACAAAAAUACUCCAAAAUACGUAAAAGAAAUCGAUAGCAGAGUAGCUGAAAAGUUAAAACUUUUAAAGAAAACUAAUUCCACGUUGUUAGAAAAGAAACAAACAUAUUUUGAUGAAGUUCUUUCGAUAUAUCGUGAUGCCUCUAAAGAACUGAUUGAAAAAUCAAUUACAUAUUCUCCAAUAUUACUUGACAUACAAAACUCUUAUGAAAAAUCUUUAAGCAUACGUGAUGAUCGUAUAAAACAACUUAUCACUCAAGAUAAAGUGUUUGGUGUUUCGGUAAAUAAAAAGAAGUAUGAUGAUAAAAUAAAACAAUUACUUACUGAUAAAGAGGCCUUGAGAAGUGAAAAUCUUAGUUUGAGCUUUGAGAUAUCCAAAUUAAAGAAAGAUAAUGGGAAGUUAAAGGAUGAGAACUUUUCAGACUAUUUAUCGUUAAUGCGUGAACGCGACGCUAGAUACACCCUAUACUUUGAGAAUUUAUCGCUGCAUCUGAGACUAAAGGAGUUAGAUGAUGGCUCGAGUCAACCAAUGGCCAUUCGAUCUGACCCCACCAUACUCAGAAUUGCACUUGACAGAUGUCGCGAGCAGUUAUCGUCAACUCAAAGCGAGUUGAAGAGGAUGAAAGAAGAAUACGCGGAAACAGUGCCGAGACGUGACUUCGAACAUCUGGAAGGCGAGAACGAGGAGUUACAGACGCAGGUACAGCACCAGAUCGCCCAGUUAGAACACCUGCAGAGCACCUAUAAGAAAAUCACUGCGCAUAAAAAUAGUAUCGAGGAAGAACUCAUGGAAUGCAGGGAGCGAUGCCGAGAACUAGAGCGGGCUGGAACACCGCGGCCCCCAUGGGAUCUCUGCGCAGACUUCAUUGGCGGCGGCAAGAAAAGAUGGUGUCAGCUUACUGAGGGUUUGCCAUCCCGCGAUAAAUUAAGAGCACUGCUUAAGGAGUUGGGCCCAGCAGCCGAGAGUGAGCACUUGGAGUACUUCGAUGGACUGGGCACAGACCCCGCUGUCCCCCCAUACUUACGAUACUCGGGGCGCGUACGCAAUCUGCGUCUGUCGCGUCGCGAGGUUCGCGUCGUGGUUAACGAUGUUUGGCGCGGUCGACCCCAUCAUCCUCACCUUGCAUUGCAGGAUUUCGUGACCAAGUACUUUGAGGAUAGAUACCAACAGUCGUCAGUGCGCGCAGAGUGGGCGUACAAUGUAUGCGCGGGCGCCGAGAGUAUGCUAGACGAACCACAGGUCCGUGUAUGGUGGGGCGCAUUGCACGGACAGCUUAGCGAACAAGUGUAUUGGGGUCUUCGCCGCCAAUGGGACCAAUUGCAUCAGCAUCUACGCCGCCAUGCGUUAGAUGGAGAGACUGUAACAAUAGAAGAGUUUGAGCGGGUAUCACGGUCGAUAUUCCCGCUAAAAAGUGAAGUUGACAUUAAAAAUUUAACCGACGUUGUUAAGAAACAACUUAAAAUCAAACUCAACUGUAAUGAAAUAAACUUGGACAAACUCUUCUACGAGAACGAAGAAGGCUUCGACCGUGUGGAGUUAGCUCGAGAGCUUUUCCGUCAGCGUCAAUUGGGGCAAGACAAAUACAUACGUGAGGUUGUGACGGAGUUAGGAGGCCGACGUGCCCAACGCAAUGUAACAGUCGAUGCACUCAAACGGGCUUUUGCUAUUGUCGACCCGGCAAUUGACCACGUCCGUAUGGAACAAUAUAUCCGAUGGGCAUUUUCGGAUCAGACAUCAGAAAUCAGCGUUAUCAGCCCGCUACCUCUUCAGAACAUUGCCUUACGCCUGGCUGCUGGAGACAUUGAGAGAGUCGGGCCUAGAUCCAAGGGAGUACGUCGAAAUUAUAAUAAGCAUCAGGAGUUAAGUAAAUAGAUUAUUGUAGGUAUUUAUUUUUACAUAUAAUCUGCACUUUAAUUACAUUCCUUAUA
Messenger RNA from Pieris rapae (cabbage white), 1942 nucleotides. RefSeq names its product translin-associated factor X-interacting protein 1. The transcript is spliced from 13 exons. The record is from RefSeq and is a predicted model, not a curated record. Gene Ontology annotation, cellular component: cytoplasm. Lineage: Eukaryota; Metazoa; Arthropoda; Insecta; Lepidoptera; Pieridae. The coding region runs from base 9 to 1886 and encodes 625 amino acids.